AUGCCUUCAAUCUAUAUUAAUAUCUUCCUAGCAUUUAUCCUAGCUCUUCUAGGCAUACUAGUCUAUCGAUCCCAUCUAAUAUCAUCCCUUCUAUGCCUAGAAGGCAUAAUACUCUCACUAUUUGUUCUAAUUACAUUAACAGCCCUUAAUACCCACUUCACACUAUCAUUUAUAUUUCCAAUCAUCCUACUAGUAUUCGCAGCCUGUGAAGCAGCAGUUGGACUAGCUCUUCUAGUUAUAGUCUCCAACACUUAUGGAAUAGACUAUGUACAAAACCUAAAUCUUCUACAAUGCUAA
Molecule: messenger RNA, 297 nt
Organism: Oryctolagus cuniculus (rabbit)
Lineage: Eukaryota; Metazoa; Chordata; Mammalia; Lagomorpha; Leporidae
Source: the annotation of a RefSeq genome assembly